Macaca mulatta (Rhesus monkey) is the source of this 532-nucleotide messenger RNA. The record is from RefSeq and is a predicted model, not a curated record. NCBI's taxonomy places the organism in Eukaryota, Metazoa, Chordata, Mammalia, Primates, Cercopithecidae.
CCGGUUGUUGUCUAAUACAUGAACGAACUCACACUGGAGAGAAACCCUAGGAAUGUAAGGAAUGUGGGAAAACAUUUAGAUUUUCUUGUUGUUUUAAGAUGCGUGAAAGGACUCACACUGGAGAAAGACCCGAUACAUGUACCAAAUGUGAUAAAGCCUUCAUCUGUUCCACUUCCCUUCGUAACCAUGGAAGCAUUCAUACUGGAGAGAGACCCUAUGAAUGUAAACAAUGUGGCGAAGCCUUUAGUCAUUUGAGUUCCCUUUGUAACCAUAGAAGUACUCAUACUGGAGAGAAAGCCUAUGAAUGUAAACAAUGUGACCAAGCCUUCAGUCGUCUCAGUUCCCCUCACCUCCACGAAAGAAUUCAUACUGGAGAAAAACCCUAUGAAUGUAAGAGAUGCGGUAAAGACUACGCUCGUUCCAGUCAUCUUACUCGCCAUGAAAGAAGUCAUGAUAUAGAGGCUGGGUGUAGUGACUCAGCCUAUAAUCCCAGCACUUUGGGAGGCCAAGGUGUGUGUAUUGCUUGAGCCCA